AUGGAUCUCUUUGAUCGAACCGAACAGGAUAGGAGGAGAGAAUUGCUUCACCUGCAGCGAAGAGAGCGCAAGCGACAGCGAAACGAAACUAGAAGAAAGCAAUCGGAAGUCUGUAAUGAGAGGUCGUCCGUUGCCGGAAGCGAUCGGGAUCGGAGUAUCCUUAGCAAUGCUCCAGGUGAAUUGCUCCAGGAGUUGGAUACGUCAAACAUCUGCGAUCCUUUGAGAGUAGCGGAAGAACCACAAUCGUGCAGUAAUCGUAACAGCUGCACCGGUAACAACGAUGACAAGCACGAUUUUAGUAUGGAUUUGAAUGCGACCCGUUCGCCCACCAUCUGCUGGCGACGGAGCACACUACUGGAAAGUCAGUGUGCCCGUAGCCGGCGUCGGCGAAAAGUGACGCCAAGUAGCAGCAGUCCUUGGUGGCGGCAAGCCUUUAUUACCGGUGCCAUCUUCUUGCUAGCGCUGCUGCCAGCGGCUCUAGCGGGAACUCCGAAGUACGAAACGGCGUACGCUUGCGAGGGCAAAACGCUUAUGAUCGAGUGUGAACCGGGCGAUUUGAUCAAUCUGAUUCGGGCGAAUUACGGUCGAUUUUCAAUCACCAUUUGCAAUGACCACGGUAACGUGGACUGGAGCGUCAACUGUAUGUCUCCGAAGAGUUUGCGGGUGCUGCAUUCCAAGUGCGCCCAGAAACAGAACUGCUCCGUGCUUGCAUCGACAAGCAUGUUCGGUGAUCCGUGUCCUGGCACGCACAAGUAUCUCGAGGCGCACUAUCAGUGCGUAUCGGCAGCACAGUCCUCCACCACAACGAACCGACCAAGUCCACCGUGGUUGAAAACGUCACAGCCGAUCGUUUGGAGUACAUCGACAGUGCGCAGCCCGGUACUGAGCCGGCUAAAUUUAACCACCGAUCUGGGAGGAGGCGAGGUAGCGGUGGUAGCGGCCGUCACUCCUGCCCUAUCAACUCCACCAGCAACGCUGCGACCCGCUGGUGGUGGAGGAGGAGUUGGUGGAAACGCUGGCACAAAAACCAGCCAAUCACCGACCACCUUCCGCAAUAAGGGUUUCGAGAACAAGAGUGUCAACGAUGACCUUGCGAUCAUUAAAACGAUUGCUGAUCGAAAGAAAGGUGGCGGCCCGGUAGAACCGCUCGGUCCCAGGGCUCCAUCCGGUGGGACGGAGGAUAGCGCAGCACCGGCGGGUGGUGCUAAAGAAGAAGAAGACGACGACGGUGCGGAUCUUUAUCCCACCCAAACUGCAGUAUUAUCAGGCGCCGCGGCUCCACCGGGCAUCGUCGUACGGAAGGAUCCGGUCGGUACGAGCGUAAAUGGGGGUGGUAACGUUCAGAUCGACAUCAGCCAUGCAUGCGGCCCCAGUAGCGCGCGCAAUCUGUUCUGGAAUGUGACGCGCGUGGGCGAAGUGAACGUACAGCCCUGUCCGGGUGGUGCUACCGGCAUCGCCAAAUGGCGCUGCGUUGCGAUUGCUUCGCUCAGCCCCGAGCAGCGCGUCCAUCUGCAGCAGGAACAUCAGCAGAUGCUGCAGAUACAGCAGACCGCACAGCAACAACAGUCGGGUGGUACCGGCGGUUCCGGCGCACCGUCCGCGGACGAUAGCGGUAGUGGCAAAGGUGAUAUUAGUUUUAGUAGCAACAGCGUUGCCCUUAGCGAUAAGCAAUCGAUGGCCGGUGCCGCUACCUGGUACGCGUACCGACCGGACCUCACACAGUGUCGAAGUCUGUGGCUGAACAAUCUGGAGGUGCGUGUGCAGCAGCCGGAAUCAUCACUCAUUUCAAUUGCGAACGAUCUGGCACAAGUGACGAGCAGUAAAACGUUGUACGGUGGCGAUAUGCUCGUCGCUACCAAGAUCAUCCAGACGAUGUCCCAGAAGAUGCAUUACGACAUCGAGACAAUACCGGACCAGCGUCAACGGGAAGCGCUGGUGUUCGAGCUGUUGAACAGCGUGGUGAAAACCGGUAGCAACCUGCUCGAUCAAUCGCAGCACGCCAGCUGGUUGGAUCUGAGCGUCGAGGAUCAGAUGCGUGUCGCAACUUCGCUGCUGACCGGAUUGGAAGACAAUGCGUUCCUGCUGGCCGAUACGAUUUUGCGCGAAAAGCACGUCGUGCAGAAGGUGAAGAACAUACUGCUCUCGAUACGUGUGCUCGAGACGCGUAACUUCGCCAAGAGUACGGAGCUAUUUCCCGAUUCUUCUACCGAACGGUGGCAGGUCAGCAACGAUCAAAUCGAGCUACCAAAGGCGGCACUGAUCGAAAACAGCGAGGGAGGUUUGGUACGCAUCGUGUUUGUAGCCUUCGAUCGGUUAGAGCAGAUACUGCGACCACAGUUUAGCAAUAUCCAGCAACAACAGCCGGCUUCCAGUGGCGGAGUGUCCUCAGCGCGUGCUGAACCAAGUCAGCAUCGGCAUCUCGAUACUGAGGGAAUCGCUUCGGCAAACGUUGCCGGACUGGGCGGUGGUAACCUCGAUCGAAUGGGGGCAAACGAUGGCACGAUAGGAUCUUCCGCGGCGGGAGGUGCAGGUACCCGUACAGAUUCGACAGCACAGUCCGAUAUUACGGUGACGCCCCGUUUACGAUUGCUCAACAGUAAAGUAAUUUCCGCAAGUCUCGGCAAAGGCCGGCACAUUCAACUUUCGCAACCGAUUCGCAUGAUUCUUCGACAUCUGCGCACCAAGAACGUAUCGAAUCCGACUUGCGUAUUCUGGAACUAUAUCGAUCAUGCGUGGUCAGAAGACGGGUGUCAUGUGGAGCACACGAACAGUACGCACACCGUGUGUAUGUGCAACCAUCUAACCAAUUUCGCACUGCUGGUGGAUGCGGUCGACGAUGAGACGCAACUAUCGUUGCUGUCCAACCUGGACGAUAGCUUGCUGCUGUACAUUGGCAUUGCAGUGUUGGUCGUCAUUGUCGUUGUCGCGCUCUUCGCACGCAAACUUUGUCACGGUGCGGUUCUCGCUAAGCUGCGUAAUGGUGGUCCAGAAGCUAGUGCAGGUUUGCGAGGCGGAACUAUUGAUCGCGAUCCUGCUGGACUAUCGAUAUCCGCCCAUCACGGUACCGUUGCGGGACGAUUGCAUCAUCAUCAUGGCGGUAGCAACAAUGCGGGUGUGGAUCUGCAUCACCCGACCAUACCCACCACUGGCCAUCACCAUCAUCACCUGGUGCAUCAUCAUCUUCCUCCACCGGGUACCGGCCAUCAUCUGCUGGUGGCGGACGAUUUCCAUCAUCAGCAGCAACAGCAACACCCGGUCAACAAUCUGCACAACCAUCACCCGAAUAAUCUUGGCAGCAAUCAUCACGCCAACAGCAACAACCUGGUGACGACCACCUUCAACAACCUGAAUGGAGGGGGCGGCAUUGGACCGGGCAACUGUUCACCUUCACCACCGGGCAGCGGUUACGAGCAUCACCAUCCCGCGCAUCAUCUCGCACGGCUGAACAACAAUCCAAUCAUCACGCACAACAACAACAGCAGCAGCAGCACCAGCAGCAACAGCAGCAGCAGCACCGGCAGCAGCAACAAUCUGCACCAUCAGCCAACGCACCAUCUGCAGCAGUCCUCCUUCAGCAGCAACAGCACCACCACCGCCACCACCACCACCAACCGCAAGCUGCCGCAACCACCGCUGGUGCCAUCCUCCUACAAGGGCUCGGUAGUGAUGGCGGCCCAUCAUCACCAUCAGCAUCAUCUCUAA
Molecule: messenger RNA, 3702 nt
Organism: Anopheles marshallii
Lineage: Eukaryota; Metazoa; Arthropoda; Insecta; Diptera; Culicidae
Gene: Cirl
Product: latrophilin Cirl
Exons: 2
Coding region: 1-3702 (1233 amino acids)
Cellular component (GO): membrane
Molecular function (GO): G protein-coupled receptor activity; carbohydrate binding
Source: RefSeq, a predicted model, not a curated record